ACGAGGUGAGAACGCUCGUAGGCAGUGAAACGAAUUUGCUUUCGCCGUACGCGUUAGAGAGCUAAAUGUAGAAACCGGCUACCCGGACCGCGGCUCCUACCCCGCAUUAACGACAUCUGCAUCAACGCUUGCUUGGAAUCAAGAAUCACCGUUGUCAACGUUGUCAACCGCGACGACGCGACUGCAUACAACAUGUCCUGCGCUCAUCACCAUCAGCAGCAGCGUGCAGGAGACUACCCUGCCCAGAAUUAUGGUCCAGGGAAGAAAUGGAUCAAGAAGCUCACCAAGGACCGUCUGAACACGUUCGUUGGAGGUCACUUCCACGAUGUGAACUUGUCGUCAAUGUUAUUCGUCCACCGGUUGGAUGAUUCACAUCACGUAAAACUUCAUGUAUGGAGUGCGCCGGGACUCACCAAGCCCUCGUUUGAGGAAGCUAUGAAGCAGAAGUUCAAGCCUGCAAAGAAGGGUGAUUCCUUUGGACCUUCUUGGACGAAUCAUUGGUGGAAGGUUGCCCUUAGCAUCCCCUCGUACUUUGAGCAGUAUGAGCGAGUGCAAUUCGAGUUCGAUCCUGGCUGUGAAGCCAUGAUCUAUAGCACGGACGGAACCCCGUUGCAAGGUAUCACAGGAGGAUAUGGAGGUGACCGUCGCGUCGAGUAUAUCAUUCCACCUGACUCUCGGAAGGCUGGCAAACACGAGUUCGUGAUCGAGUCUAGUUGCAAUGGCAUGUUCGGUGUGCCUUGGGACGGAGACAGCAUAUCGCCUCCAGAUAUGAACAGGUAUUUCUCGCUCGCGUCGGCUGACAUAGUGGUCCCGAACCAAGAAGCAUGGGGACUUUUGGCGGACUUCACGACGUUGCGAGAAAUCGCAGAUACCCUUCCUGGCAAUACCUCACUUCAGAACAAAGCGCUCACUGUAGCGAACGAUAUAAUGAAUGUCUUUAAUAACCGUGACUUGUCAAGUAUUCCUCAAGCGAGGAAGCUCGCCGAGCAAGUCUUCGGUGAAGGCUGGGAAAAGAAGGGUGAAAAGAUUUACGAGGAGGGUACUGAGAAGGCUCAGAUUUGGGGUAUCGGGUAUUGUCAUAUUGAUACUGCUUGGCUCUGGCCUUAUAGCGUCACGCAGCAGAAGGUUGCGCGUUCGUGGUCUACGCAGGUCGACCUCAUGAACCGUUACCCAGAGCACCGUUUCACAUGCAGUCAAGCACAACAAUACAAAUGGCUCGAACAGCUUUACCCACCUCUCUUUGAACGCGUCAAACAGAAAGUGCUGGAAGGGAAAUUCCACCUGGUAGGUGGUUCUUGGGUCGAGAAUGAUGCCAACAUGCCUUCGGGAGAGGCACUAGCGCGACAAUUCCUUUACGGUCAAAGGUACUUUGAGGCAAAAUUUGGCAAGAGAUGUGACACAGCUUGGUUACCUGAUUCUUUUGGGCUCACUGGAGCGUUGCCUCAGUUGAUACGACAGGCGGAUAUGAAGUAUUUCUUCACGCAGAAACUGUCUUGGAAUAAUAUCAACGUCUUCCCUCAUUCGACUUUCAACUGGGUCGGCAUUGAUGGGUCCCAAGUUCUCUGCCACAUGACGCCAGUUGAUACAUACACUGCUCAAGCUACGGUGGGCGAUGUCCAUAAGGGUAUCACGAACCACAAGAACUUGGAGUCCUCUGAUAUUUCGCUCUUGGUCUUCGGUAAUGGGGAUGGCGGAGGAGGACCUCUCGCAAAAAUGUUGGACAAUUUGCGUCGUACUCGAGCAGCUAGUAACGAGUCUCGAGAGCUUCCACCAGUCGAUAUGGGUCAUUCCGUUGAGGAUUUCUUCGACACUGUCUUGAAGGAUUCCAAUGCUGGUGACAAGUUGCCUAACUGGAAGGGCGAGCUAUACCUCGAGUUCCACCGGGGCACGUAUACCUCACAUGGAUCAAUCAAGAAGGGCAAUCGCAAGUCUGAGAUCCUACUUGGGGAUGUCGAGCACAUUGCGACGCUCGCGUCUUUGUACAAAUUCCACAACUCGGACUACGUGUACCCCAAGUCUACUAUCGAUGAUUGCUGGGAGAAGGUUCUACUGAAUCAAUUGCUUCCUGGAUCUGCGAUUGGCAUGGUAUACAAAGACGCAGAGAUUCUGUACUCUGAAGUCCGUAAAGAUGGCAAGCGUCUCAUCGAGGAAGCAUUUAAAGCACUUUUCCCUACCUCAGCGCAAAGCGGGCCCGGAAGCAUCAUUGCCUAUAACUCUACGUUCUUCCCACGUCGCGACGUUGUGAAAAUACCUCUGAAGGGUAGCGCAUCGCGUUUGAGGUCUCAGGUUGUCCAAGCUUCAAAGGACGGUUCGUGUGGGUAUGCCUUGUUGGACGGUACGAAUGGUGGCCACAUCUCGCAUUGUACUGGGUUGUUCGCAGAUUGCAUGCCGGUCUCUGCGUUCACCAAUGGCACCGAUCAUUUCGUGCUAAGGAACUCUAGUGUGCAAUUGACUAUCUCUGAUGGUAGAAUCUCAAGUCUCAUCGACGUUGAACUUGGGCGUGAAUUGAUUCCGAAGGGUCAAACGGGCGGUCUCGUCAUCUUUGAUGACCGACCUAACUACUGGGAUGCAUGGGACGUCGAAAUACACCAUCUCGAGACCGCUGAACCGCUGAAGUUUGCGAACGUGUCGGUGGUAGCAGAAGGACCUCUUCGUGCAUCGCUGAAGGCAGAAACCACGUAUGGAAAUAGCAGAAUUAGUGUUACAAUUUCACUUGACGCUAUCGCAGCAACCGUCAAGAAAAAUUCCCGGUCUUUCUUCGUCUUCGAUGCUGAAGUCGACUGGCAUGAACGUCACAAGUUCCUCAAAUUCGAGGUUCCGCUCGAUAUUCAUAGCGAAAGUGCAACUUACGAGACGCAGUUCGGUCACGUUCAAAGACCCACGCAUAAGAACACAACUUGGGAUGCAGCCAAAUUCGAAGUUUGUGGCCACAAGUUCGCAGACUUGAGUGAAUUUGGUUAUGGAGUCGCGAUUUUGUCGGAGUCAAAGUAUGGUUUCUCGUGCAGGGGAAACGUAUUGCGUAUCUCUUUGCUCCGAGCUGCAACGGCGCCGGAUGCAGAUCAAGACAUUGGAAGUCACGAGUUCUCGUGGGCUCUUAUGCCUCACCAAGGUCACUUCCUGGAAUCCGACGUUCCGAUGGCUGCAUACCUAUUCAACUCCCCGGUUUAUGUUCGUUACGCGCCUGAGGAUCUCGCAAACUUCCCACUCGUACAAGCUCGUCCACUCUUUACGCUUCACGGCGCACACAAUGUCUUCCUGGAGACCAUAAAACGCGGGGAAGACGACAAGUUCAGUCCCCAGAAUGACUCUUCUCCUACAGUCGUCUUGCGAUUAUAUGAAGCAUUUGGCGGUCACGCACGUAUCAAGCUCAAGAUCGCCAGACAUUUCCCCGUUGUCAAAGCUACCGUCACGAACCUCCUGGAAGAUGAGAUCGAGGACCUGCAACUCUUGCAUGCCGAACAGGCUGAAGAUCGCUUAACGUCUGUAUCGCUCGACUUCCAUGGUUUCGAGGUGAAGACUGUCAAGUUGACGCUUGGUUCAUUUGCGGGGCUUAAGGAGGAUGUUUCUUUAGGCGUGAACUUAAGCGCGAGAGCUGGGUAACUAUCGACCAUUAGAGCUUUUACGGACUCGCCUGCUCUUUUAUACGAUUUUAUACCCGCAGUUUUUCUUUAGUUUGUACUAGUACAUUUCGCGCAUUUGUGUGUCCCUUCGGGGUUGUAUCACUACCCUGUGAAAUAAAUGAACGUUUUGUACCCAUACUUUCAUCAUCUACCCUUCGUAUGAAUAGACGUAUUGUACAACCCAUAAGGGCGUGUUAUUUGGUGUGUUAUAUAUAAUACAAUAUACAUGAAGCAAAGAAAAAAGGUCCC
Molecule: messenger RNA, 3869 nt
Organism: Somion occarium
Lineage: Eukaryota; Fungi; Basidiomycota; Agaricomycetes; Polyporales; Cerrenaceae
Source: the annotation of a GenBank genome assembly